UGACUUUUCUCCUAGGGCUUUUCACAUCGGCCAAAGAGAAGUGACAAAGCAGAAUACCAUAAGAACGAAACAGAAAAAAUCGGCAGACGGAGGACUCAUCUACCGGUGAUAAUAUUCAUUAUUUCGAGCUCGAAGCUGAAUCUCUUGUUAACUAAUCACGACAGGAAGAGAAGUUGUGGUAGAGAACGAUUGUUUCUUCAGCAUCAACUCAGCAAUUUAAGAACAAUGUCGGACGGUCAAGAAACUGAUAAGAACAUUGAGAUAUGGAAAAUCAAAAAGCUAAUCAAGGCACUGGAAGCUGCUCGAGGCAAUGGUACUAGCAUGAUUUCACUUAUCAUGCCUCCACGUGAUCAAGUGUCUCGCGUCACUAAGAUGCUUGGAGAUGAAUUUGGAACUGCAUCCAAUAUCAAGAGCAGAGUAAAUCGCCAAUCUGUUCUUGGUGCAAUCACUUCUGCUCAACAGAGGCUGAAACUGUACAACAAGGUUCCUCCAAACGGGCUCGUGCUUUACACUGGAACUAUUGUUACAGACGAUGGGAAGGAAAAGAAGGUAACAAUCGACUUUGAGCCUUUCAAGCCUAUUAACGCAUCUCUUUAUCUCUGUGACAACAAGUUCCAUACGGAGGCGCUUAAUGAACUUCUGGAAUCUGAUGACAAGUUCGGCUUUAUCAUAAUGGAUGGUAAUGGUACCCUUUUUGGAACAUUGAGCGGUAAUACUAGGGAGAUUCUUCACAAAUUCACUGUGGAUCUUCCUAAGAAGCAUGGAAGAGGAGGGCAAUCUGCUUUGAGGUUUGCUCGUUUGCGAAUGGAGAAGCGUCACAACUAUGUGAGGAAAGCAGCAGAGCUUUCCACCCAAUUUUACAUCAACCCUCAGACAAGCCAGCCUAAUGUGUCUGGACUUAUACUUGCUGGUUCAGCCGAUUUCAAGACUGAACUCAGUCAGUCCGAUAUGUUUGAUCCUCGUCUACAGGCGAAGAUAUUGAAUGUGGUUGAUGUAUCUUAUGGAGGUGAAAACGGCUUCAACCAGGCGAUUGAGCUUUCUGCCGAGGUCUUAUCUAAUGUGAAAUUUAUACAAGAGAAGCGUCUUAUAGGCAAGUAUUUCGAAGAGAUUAGUCAGGACACUGGGAAAUAUGUUUUUGGUGUGGAUGACACGCUGAAGGUUCUUGAAAUGGGUGCAGUCGAGACACUUAUUGUGUGGGAAAAUCUGGACGUUAAUCGAUAUGUGCUGAAGAACACUAUUUCUGGUGAAAUUGUCAUAAAGCACUUGAACAAGGAUCAGGAGAAUGAUCAGAGUAAUUUCAGGGAUCAAGAUACAAACGCUGAAUUGGAGGUUCAGGAGAAGCAAUCACUGCUCGAAUGGUUUGCAGAUGAAUAUAAGCGAUUUGGUUGCACACUUGAGUUUGUGACGAACAAAUCGCAAGAGGGAUCUCAGUUUUGCAGAGGUUUUGGAGGAAUUGGAGGGAUCCUUCGUUAUCAGUUGGAUGUUCGAACUUUUGACGAGCUUUCCGAUGAUGGAGAAGUUUAUGAAGAUUCUGACUAGCAAUCAGUCAACUUCCCCAAAUCCGGUGCAGGGAUAGAGCAGGAGGCCUGCACUGGUGCGCGAGGGCUCGCGCCUGACGACUGCGCUGCUCGUGGCUAUGAUGAUGGGAAAACAAAAUUGAAGGGACAAUCGCUGAGUUACGAGUAAGCGAUAUGGAGGAGAGGUCUGUGAGUAAGGGCAAUAUGAAGAUUGUCUGAAACAUUAAUAUCUUUACUGUUCUAUGUUUUUUAUGGUCUGCUGUGGUUGGGUGCUUUUCGGAGAGAAGGCAGUUACUUGUACAAGUUGCUGUUAUUAUUUUUACUUUUUAAGUUUUAUUAUACAGACACGUAUCUCUACCAUUUAUAUUAUGUUGCAAUAAGCACUGCAUUUGGGAUUAUUGUUGAUGCAGUGGUUUCCCUUUGGAUAUUUUUGUUGGUAUUUUAUUUGGAGGAUUUGAACCUUUUACUAAAUUUUGAUUAGCUGGGCAAUGUUUUAUUAUUAUUUUU
This is a messenger RNA of Erythranthe guttata (spotted monkey flower), 2024 nucleotides long. RefSeq names its product eukaryotic peptide chain release factor subunit 1-3. NCBI's taxonomy places the organism in Eukaryota, Viridiplantae, Streptophyta, Magnoliopsida, Lamiales, Phrymaceae. Gene Ontology annotation, biological process: translational termination. The record is from RefSeq and is a predicted model, not a curated record. Gene Ontology annotation, molecular function: translation release factor activity.